CUGCACCCCCUGACAGCUGGCACUGCACCCCAUGCCUGGGCUCCCAUGCAGAAGUCUCCAAACCCUGCCCUGACACUGCUGCCAUGCAGACCCAUGCCCACACCUUGCCUGUUCACACGAGGACCCCGGGGCAGCGCCUGCCCGCGGGCACCCCAAAAGCACCUCCUGGGUGAAGCGGGGCUGUGCCGGGCCUGGCCGGGCUUCGCCUGGGCGUGAAGGGUGCCUGCGCGGCAGGAGGGGCCAGGCAAGGCGGGGAGGAAUGCGAGUGGGAGAGCGGCCGGGCAUGUAGAGACAGCUCCUGGGGUGCGCGGUGCCGGGGAUCCCACACGCUGCACGGGGCAGGGAGCAGAGCCCCGGCAACAGGGCUGGCAGCCGGCAUGGGGCACCCCAUCGCUCACCCCCUCUGAGAGCCAGGGAGCGGAGGGCGGCGGGGUCCCUGGGGGCAGCACAGCUGCCGUGGGGGUCCUGGCCCUGGGGAGCUCGUCUCCGACGUGGAGGGGCUGGAAAUCCCCCGGCGGGUGAUGCCCAGCUGCGCCGACACGAGGUGCUGAGGAUCCCGGGGGGCUGAGGAGCCGCUAUGACCCCCGAGAAGGUGCUGAGAGAGGGGGUGCUGGAGAAGCGGAGCGGGGGGCUGCUGCAGCUCUGGAAGAAGAAGCGGUGCCUGCUGACAGAGAAGGGGCUGCAGCUCUUCGAGCCCAAGGGCUCGCGGCGCAAGGAGCUGAGCUUCGCCCGCAUGAAGGCGGUGGAGUGCGUGGAGUGGAAGGAGCGGCACAUCUACUUCACAGUGGUGAUGGACGACAGCCACGAGAUCGACUUCCGCUGCGCCCAGGAGGACCCGGGCUGGAAUGCUGAGAUCACCAUGGGCCUUGUCCGCUUCAAGAACCAGCAGGCGAUCCAGGUCGUCCGCGCCCGGCACAGCUGCCGAGCAGUGGUGCAAUUCGACACAGCCCCAGUGGGACAGCCCGUGGACACACAGCAUUCGAAGAGCAGGAUGGAGAUGGCCCUUGGCUCAGCGGGCAGUGGGGAGAACAGGAUCCCAGCGGGCAAGUGAGGCUACCGCUGUCUGCAGCCCGGGGAUGGAGACGGUGGCCCCGGGGAGGCCAGUGCGGGCACUGGCUCCCCCCGUCCUGGGGCAGGACAGAGGCACCGCAGGAGCCGGGCUGGCACAGCUGCAGGAGUCAGCCCACAUCCUCUUGACAUGACGGGGCAAAGGACACAGUCAGGGCCACCACCUGGGGCUCUGGACAUGGCAGGAGGUGACAUCCUUGCUUGGAGGCCCACCAUCCUUCAGCUGACAGGCCAGGACCUUGGUGGACUGGUGGAGACCUCCGGGCCUCUCCUGCGGGCCAGGGGAUGGGAUGCAUGAGGUUGAGCCUGAAGGAAGCAGUGAGAUGGUGAGCUCUGCCUGAAUGUCAGUGACACUGGGACAGAUGGAUAUGGCCGGGGACACUGCUCCCCCUGAGCCCCCACAUUGAGGAGGGGCUGGAGAGCUGCUGCUGCAGCAGGGACCCCUCCGGGCACCGUACCUGGAUGGUGCGGUGAUGCAGCCAUGCUGCUGGACACUGUCCUACCCUGAGCUGUCCUUGGCCUAAUAUGGGACGCUGGGGAAGGCAAUGGGGACCUCAACUCCCUGUAUCAAAAAUGUCCCCAAACAGGACCUUCUGCUGCUUAACCUGGUGUUGCUUUGAUUUGUGGGACCCUGCAGGGUAUGGAAGAGCACAAAUCCUGCAGAAGAGCUUUGCCGGUUGUUGGCAUCCCCCUAAAUCUGCCAGCAUCCCACAGGUGGGCUCCAAAGCCCCCCGCUGCCACCCCAAGCCUCUCCGGUCACCUAUCCCGCUGCACCCGUGUCCCCAGGGAUUCCCACGGUGGUUUGCGGGCAGGUGACCCAUGAGCAGCGCUGCCUGGCUUUGCAGGCAGGGAUGGCAGGCAGGGGAAGGGAUGGCUCUGCCCCGACAGGCAACGCAGACACGAGCGCCUCGAGCCACCAUGCUCCGCAAGCCGGAGCCUGAGCCCCAGCCCCGCGGCCGGAGGCACUGCAGAUCCUCCCGGAGAUUGCCCGGCUGCGUGGGAAUCAGGGAGCAUGGCGCCCUGUCCCCCUGGGCUGUGGCAGCCGGCCCUGGCCUGUAUGCCGGCCGCCUCUGCCAGACCCCUCGGGGUCGUGGAGUCCUGUCCCCGUGCCAGGGCAGCUCUGGGGCGGCUUUGGGGAGGGACAGUGGCACGGCCAGAGCCCGCUCACCGUGCAGGGCCAGGCUCGUGCUGGCUUUUUCCGAGCAGCCUGGGAAUAAGCAUUUUUGUGUUUUUCCACCCAAGGAAGCCUGCUUGGCCGUCCCUGGUCCUCAGAGCUUCAUUUGCCGAGAAACUCCCCUGCUUGUGAACAGAGGCAAGUGGGGGUCCAAGCUGGGGGGGGCGUCAAUGAAGCUGGAUCCAAACCCCAUACAGACAGAGCUCUGCACUGUCGCUGUGCCGGCAGGGACAGAGGCACUAAAACAUGGUGGGCUCCAGGGAUGGUGUGACCUGGUCCCCUGCGCAGAAGGAGAUGCUGUAGGCAUGGAGCCCUGCAUGGACCAGCCCCCCAAACCAGGUCCCUGCACACGUUUCGGGAAGGAAUGGGGUUGUCAGUGGUUGGAGGAAGGUGCUGGUGCUCACACAGCAUUUCCAUGGCAAGGAUCUCCAUCCUGGGGUUUCUCGUAAAUCCCCAGCUCCCAGAGUCAGGGGAUUCAGUGAGGCUCAUUCAAUGUCCUGCAAGCAUGCCAAGCCUGUGCCGUAGUGGGGUAGCACCCAGGGGUGAGGAGCACCCAGUGUGAGGAGUUUUCCAGUCUUCUGAAUUUCAAACCAGUUUUGGAGGUCUGACUCCUUGUUUUCAGCUUUUCUGCUCUCUCAAUCACUGUAAAUAGAUAUUUUCUGUUUUCCAAGUGCCAGCAAGGAACCAGGGAAGAAAAUGGUCAAGAUGGGUGUGUGUAAGUGCCAGCCCUGGCCAUGGACACGUUCACUGUGCACUGCUGGACAAGGCAGCAGAGAAGCCAUGGUACCCAUGAGCUGGGGAGAAAUUUGGGUGGUUAAUAGAGGGAGAGGGACAGAAAGAGCAAGGCAAAUCGCUAUGUCGGCAUUCCAGGUAUGGGCAUGGGGAAAGCCAAGGUUUUCCAUCCCCACCCUGAGCUCCUCAUCACUCUGCAGACCAACACACAGCCAGAGCCCCUGCCUGUAUUGUGUGUCCCCCCAGGUUUGGGAUUUUCUUCUGUGCAGACACCCAAAUCUGCCAGAUCCACCCUUGGCGGAUGGAUUCACAGCCUGACCCUGGGAGCAGGGGCUGGGGAGUGAGAGCCGAGCUAGCAGCAUGUGGGUGGGAGGCAGGUUGGCUUCACUCACUGCCUGUGAGGGCUGAAUUUUUUGUGCAGAGGAAAAGGUCACCCAGAGACUAAAAAGCAAAUAAACAGCCCAGAGACACUGUCAGACAGUGGAGCAGGGAUGGGGCUGGUGCUGGUGCAUCCCCCAUUACCAGUAAUGUGGUGCCAGCACAUUGCUGGCCUCGAUGGGGCUCAGUGUUGAUGGGUGAAGUUGGGUAAAUGGGGUGAUUUUACCUGAGGGAAAAUAUCCUGCAGGCAGGGGCUCAGAGAGCAACCGGGUUUGCAGAGGAAAGCAAGUGUGGGGGGGAAGGUGAAGGGCUCUAGGAGCAUUGCAGGAGGCCAAGUGCUGUGAAAGUAUUUUUAGUUGACUAUUUGCACAGAGUUAGGGAUGCAAGGGAGCUCACAGGGCUCUUCCAGCUAGCCUGAAAAGCAGGGAGAGGAUACACGGGAAGCAUGUCUAGUGCCUCUGGAGGUGGGGAAACUGAGGCACGGCAGGGGGCUGGUAGGCAUGUGGCCUCACAGCCCCCCCAGCACACUGGCUCCCGCUGCGAGGAGGGGCUGGCUACUGGGGACCUCUGUGCUGGGGACACCAAGCAGAGCUGGGGCUGAGCGCUGAGCCCCAAAAUGGAGCGAGGUGCCCCGGAGCUGCCUGAGUUCAAAGGCUGGAGCCUGCAAAUCCAGCUCUGCUGCUCCCAGCCCCUAGGUGACCCCGCUCCAUCGACCCUCUCUCCACUGCUCAGAGGAUGCUCCAGUGCUGGGGAUCCUGUGCGCAGGCUGGGGGCUGCCCUGUGCCUCCACCCUGGGGCCAGGGGCUCUGCUAGCACCCAUGGGUGCUGGGGCUGGCACCCUUCAUGCAGCACCAUGAGGGUGAGGUCAGGUGCAAGGGAGGUGGCAGGGGGACCUUCAGGGCCCUUUUUUCCACCUGACGAAAUCCCAGCACCCAGCCCUAGCUUUGGAGUCAGGUUGGGGCUGGCUGGAUCCCUCCGAGAGCCGGUGAAGGCGGUGGGUGUCACACUGCCAAGACAGGAGUUUGCAGCAUGAUGGUGCCAAUGCUUUUUGGCAGGUGAGACCUUUGUGUACCUCCUCCACAAUCACGUGUCCUGCAGAGAGGCUGGCAGUGCCUUCCUUCUCUUGCGAGCAUCGGUGUAGUUUGUGAGUGGUUUUUCCUCAGAUAAAAAUGAAAAGAAAAAAAAUCACAGUUGUAGCAAGCAGUAUUCUUUUUUAGCUUUGAGUCAAGUGUCUGGCUUCCUUCAGAUGCUCCUAAAAUUA
Harpia harpyja (harpy eagle) is the source of this 4613-nucleotide messenger RNA. It is a transcript of the gene PHLDA3, whose product is annotated as pleckstrin homology like domain family A member 3. Gene Ontology annotation, biological process: intrinsic apoptotic signaling pathway in response to DNA damage by p53 class mediator; positive regulation of apoptotic process; negative regulation of phosphatidylinositol 3-kinase/protein kinase B signal transduction. Bases 578 to 1051 code for a protein of 157 amino acids. The transcript has 2 exons. Gene Ontology annotation, cellular component: plasma membrane. NCBI's taxonomy places the organism in Eukaryota, Metazoa, Chordata, Aves, Accipitriformes, Accipitridae. The record is from RefSeq and is a predicted model, not a curated record. Gene Ontology annotation, molecular function: phosphatidylinositol phosphate binding.